Molecule: messenger RNA, 4213 nt
Organism: Echinops telfairi (small Madagascar hedgehog)
Lineage: Eukaryota; Metazoa; Chordata; Mammalia; Afrosoricida; Tenrecidae
Gene: FBRS
Product: fibrosin
Exons: 20
Coding region: 1-2988 (995 amino acids)
Source: RefSeq, a predicted model, not a curated record
AUGCCCGCGGCUUCCUUGCAGUGCAUCUGGCUCUCCGAGAGCACGCGGCGGGGCGACCCCGCGGAGCUGCCACCCAGCGGGGUGAUCGCCACGCGCGUGCGCGAAGCGCCAGGCGGCCGGUGGGUGGGAAAAAAAACCGAGCGGAGGCAAGGAAGAGAUGACGUCACGAGUCGUCGGACGGGACCUUCCGCGUCCGCGCCCCCAAGCGGCCAACCGCCCCGAAAGGCUCGCGCACGACGCCCCGACUCCGCCCGCCCGACGUCGGCCGGGGGCCGGCCAAUCAGCGACGAGCAGGAAGAGGAGGACGAGGAGGAAGGGGGCCCAGACGACGGGGAGGCCGAGGAAGAGCCCGAAGAGGAGGAAGAGGAGGAGGAGGAGGACUUGAUCGAUGGCUUCGCUAUCGCUAGCUUCUCCAGCUUGGAGGCCUUGCAGAAGGAUGCAUCUCUCCAGCCCCCAGAGCGACUGGAACAUCGGCUGAAGCAUUCUGGGAAGCGGAAGAGGGGGGGCUCCAGUGGGGCCACUGGCGAGCCCGGGGACAGCUCUGAUCGGGAGCCGGGCCGGCCCCCUGGGGACCGGGCCCGAAAAUGGCCCAAUAAACGGAGGAGGAAAGAGGCCUCCUCCCGGCACUCUCUGGAAGCGGGAUACAUAUGUGAUGCUGAAAGCGAUCUGGACGAGAGGGUCUCCGAUGAUGACCUCGACCCUUCCUUUACUGUCUCAACCAGCAAAGCCUCCGGCCCCCAUGGCACCUUCAAUGGGAACUGUGAAGCAAAACUCUCUGUGGUCCCCAAAGUGUCGGGCCUGGAGCGGAGCCAGGAGCAGCCCCCAGGGCCCGACCCGCUGCUAGUGCCUUUCCCCGCCAAGGAACCACCACCUCCACCAGUCCCUCGGCCUCCUGCCUCACCCCCUGCAUCCCUGCCAGCCACCCCCAGUCUGCCACCCCCACCCCAGCCCCAGCUGCAGCUUCGGGUCUCGCCCUUCGGCCUCCGCACUUCUCCCUAUGGCAGCAGCCUGGACCUCAGCACUGGCAGAAACCCUCAGGGCCAGUGCGACCCUGUCCUGUUGGGGCACUCUGAGCCAGUAUCGACUCGAUGGCACUCUUCACGGCCGCCCCCCAAGGCCCCGGCCCCUCCCGUGGCUCAGCCUCCCCCCUCAUCAUCCUCUUCGUCCUCUUCCUCCUCAUCUGCCUCCUCCUCGUCCGCGCAGCUCACCCACCGGCCCCCGACGCCCUCACUGCCCCUGCCUUUGUCCAAUCACAGCUUCCCCCCACCUGGACUGCGCCCCCCACCACCCCACCCCCACCCCUCCUUGUUCUCCCCUGGCCCCACCCUGCCCCCACCCCCACCCCUGCUGCAGGUGCCAGGGCACCCUGGGGCCUCAGCGGCUAACGCCCUGUCUGAGCAGGACCUGAUCGGCCAGGACCUGAACUCGCGCUACCUGAAUGCCCAGGGUGGCCCUGAGGUGGUCGGGGCAGGGGGCUCAACCCGCCCCUUGGCCUUCCAGUUCCACCAGCACAACCACCAGCACCAGCACACCCACCAGCACACCCACCAGCACUUCACCCCUUACCCCCCGGGCCUGCUGCCGCCCCACGGCCCCCACAUGUUUGAGAAGUAUCCAGGCAAGAUGGAAGGCCUUUUCCGGCAUAAUCCGUACACAGCCUUUCCUCCUGCGGUACCUGGCCUGCCUCCGGGCCUUCCGCCAGCUGUGUCCUUUGGCUCCCUGCAGGGGGCCUUCCAGCCCAAGAACACAAACCCUGAACUACCACCAAGACUGGGGCCGGUGCCCAGUGGGCUCCCUCAGAAGGGGACACAGAUCCCUGACCAUUUCCGGCCACCUUUGAGGCAGAAGCCAGGGAAGUGGUGUGCCAUGCACGUGCGUGUGGCUUACAUGAUCCUGAGACACCAGGAAAAAAUGAAGGGCGACUCCCACAAGCUUGACUUUCGGAAUGACCUCCUACCCUGCCUUCCGGGACCCUACGGGGCUCUGCCCCCUGGGCAGGAGCUCUCCCACCCGGCCUCCCUCUUCACUGCAACUGGUGCCGUCCACGCCGCAGCCAACCCUUUCACGGCAGCUCCCGGGGCCCAUGGACCCUUCCUGAGCCCCGGCACCCACAUUGAUCCCUUUGGGCGUCCCACAAGCUUCGCUUCCUUGGCUGCUCUCUCCAACGGGGCAUUCGGCGGCCUGGGGAGCCCCACCUUCAACUCUGGCGCCGUUUUUGCCCAGAAAGAGAGCCCCGGGGCCCCACCAGCCUUUGCCUCACCCCCAGACCCUUGGGGCCGCCUGCACCGCAGUCCUCUGGCCUUUCCUGCCUGGGUCCGACCCCCUGAGGCUGCCCGGACCCCAGGCUCAGACAAGGAGCGGCCUGUGGAGCGGAGGGAGCCCUCGAUCCCCAAGGAGGAGAAAGACAGGGACCUCCCCUUCUCCAGACCCCAGCUCCGAGUUUCUCCUGCCACACCCAAGGCCCGGGCAGGUGAGGAAGGGGCCCGGCCAGCCAAGGAAUCUGUGCGGGUGAAGGAAGAGCGGAAGGAAGAGGCCGCCACAGCAGCUGCAGCCGCUGCUGCAGCCGCUGCUGCCGCCGCCGCCGCCACCAGCAACGGGCCUCAGGGCCUUCACCUGCUGUUUGAGAGGCCCCGGCCACCUCCUUUUCUGGGCCCUAGUCCACCAGAGCGAUGCGCUGGCUUCCUGGAGCCAACUUGGCUGGCAGGCCCCCCACGCCUUGCUAGGCCACCCCGUUUCUAUGAGGCAGGUGAGGAGCUGACAGGACCUGGGGCCGUGGCUGCUGCCCGCCUCUAUGGUCUAGAGCCUGCCCACCCUCUCUUAUACAGCCGCUUGGCUCCUCCGCCGCCCCCUGCUGCGGCCCCAGGAGCCCCUCAUCUUCUCAGCAAGACCCCACCAGGAGCCCUUUUGGGGGCUCCACCCCCACUUGUGCCCGCCCCCCGACCAGGUUCCCCCCCUAGGGCCCCAGGCCCUGCCCGGGCUGACAGGUGAGGGAGGGGGUGGGGCGAGGGACAAAGCUCUACCCCCCUGUCCUUUUGAGAAGAUCCCAAGGCUGAGGUUUCAAGCCAGGGCUGGAGGGCAAAGGGCAUGACCUCACCUGCCAUCUCUGAGGUCAUGGGACCUGGGAGCAGAAGCCCAACUACCAUGGCAUCAACAUCAGGUGAACCAUGGGGUCACUGGGAGGGCCGAGGUCACAAACCUAGAGAGAGGGGUAUGUAGGUCUGUGUGUGUGUGUAUGUAUGUAUGUAUGUAUGUAUGUAUGUGUGGGUGGGUGCGCGUGCGCGCAUGUCUCUCCAUGAGAGUGGGGGGUCAUUUCAGAGCUCAUAGCUCGUGAUCUGAGGUGCAUCUUCACCCCCUUUGAGGGUCCUUAGGCCCUUGACCUGCCUCCCUCCCCAAGGGCUCACUAAGCCAGAGGCCAAAGUGCCCCCCUCCCCCUACACCUACCACCCGAGUCUUCAUGCCCUCUCAGGGCUGAGGGGAAGAGGGGCUAAAGGAAGGGGGGUUCCAUGUACAUAUUUAUCUCCCCUUCCACAUAGCCCCCCAGACCUUUUGUACAUUUUUACAGGGGUGCCCCUCCCAAGAACCCCACUUCCUGGGUAAUUAAAUCCUCAGACUGGUGCUGUGUUCCUAGCCUCUGGCCUCUCUGUGGGGGGAGGAUGGACUGCAGGCCAGAGAGCCGGGAGGGGGUCGGCAGGACCCCAGAGCUUCUCCUGGAGAGGUGGGGUCCAGCAGGAGAAGGGGGCUAGGCUGGAGAGAAGGGCCAAGAAUGCCUGCUUUGCAAACAGCCCGGCCUGCCAGGGUACUCCUGAGAACGCCCGUGUGUCCCCGCCCUUGAAGCUCAACCUCUAUGCCUCAGACUCCACCUCUUAAUGCCUCAGACCCUCCCCACCCCACCCCAUCUCCAAGUGCCCCCAGGACUCCUGGGCCCUGCACCCGAAAAUCCUGUUUCUAAGAACCCUGCCCCAGGCUGAGGGGGGCCAGAGAAAGGUCACCACGUACCACACACCAAAGAAGGGGGUGGGCCCCGGGGCUGGGCAGCGCUGGCAGCAACUCUUAGCGGCAGCCCCACCUCAAAGCAGCAGGCCCCCCUGGGCGGGGCCCAGCCUGAAAGGCAGGGGUCAGUAUAACAGAAACUUAACUGUUGACGUUUUCCCCGGUGGGCUUAUUCUGUAACAUGACUUGUGGAUAUUUAUAUAAAAAUGAGUGUUACAACGAG